AUGAAGUUCCUCUACAUGAUCACUCUGGUGGCUGGCGCGACCGCUAUCGCCAUUGAGCCGAGACACCACCAAGGAAAGGGCAAGGGCGGCAAGGGCAAGGCGGUGGAGGUGCUGGAGCUGCAGGCGGUGCGGCAGGUGGUGCAGAUGCUGCGGGCGGAAAUGCUGCGGGCGGAAAUGCUGCUGGCGGUGCUGGCGGCGGUGCUGGCGGCGGCCUUGCCGCGCUUCUCGGUGGAGCAGCAAACUGAGCUUUGA
Molecule: messenger RNA, 252 nt
Organism: Diaporthe citri
Lineage: Eukaryota; Fungi; Ascomycota; Sordariomycetes; Diaporthales; Diaporthaceae
Exons: 2
Coding region: 1-252 (83 amino acids)
Source: RefSeq, a predicted model, not a curated record